AUGGCGGCAUAUCGACAACUUGUAGAGAAAAGUCAUCAUGACUUAGUCAAUUUGUUAACUCAACAAAUGACCACAAUUCUAAAUCUUAUGAUAGCUGAUUACGAAUCGAAAUUCGAACGUCUUGCUAGACAAGUCGAACUUCCCCGUGGUCAAGAUGCUGAUGAAUUUCUAGCGAGGUUACGUGCUAAUCAUGGUGGUGAACGUUAUCAAGUCACCAGAAUUGUGGAAGAAGUACUCAAUCGAGUUGGUUUAAAUGUCGGUUUUAUGAAUCGACCUCAUUUUUUGUCUGCUUUCCCUCAAGUUGUUCAAAUGGUUGAAGUGCUAAGAGGGGUGAAAAAUCCAAAGAUAAUCACAAAAUUUGCAGGAGAAGUGGGAGAAUCGACCACUGAACAUGUUGCUCGAUAUUUGGCUGAGAUUGGAAAUUUAGCCAAUUAUGAAAUUUUGAAAAUGAAGUUUUUUCCUUCUUCGUUAACGAAGAAUGCGUUUAUUUGGUUUUUGAAUCUUAGACCAAAUUCGAUAAGGACAUGGAAUCAGUUAGAAACUGCUUUUCACGCCUAA
Molecule: messenger RNA, 558 nt
Organism: Arachis stenosperma
Lineage: Eukaryota; Viridiplantae; Streptophyta; Magnoliopsida; Fabales; Fabaceae
Exons: 2
Coding region: 1-558 (185 amino acids)
Source: RefSeq, a predicted model, not a curated record